Messenger RNA from Anthostomella pinea, 1440 nucleotides. Lineage: Eukaryota; Fungi; Ascomycota; Sordariomycetes; Xylariales; Xylariaceae. The record is from the annotation of a GenBank genome assembly.
AUGCAGGAGCUUGAACGAACCCUUCAGACAAACUUCUGCAUUUUUCAGUUCGUGACAGAGAUCGCUUCUGGUUCCACACCUCAACUGUGCCUCGAGACACCCGAGAUCAGCAGCAGGGCCGAGGGAGAAUGCCUGAUUACCCCUCUGAACCUUGCGGUCGGUGGAGAGGACGAUUGUGAAACGGCAGACGCUUCCGUUGCUGUCGUUAGGUGUCUACUCGAAGCGGGCGCUGAUCCCAACCACCUCGGCAGUUUCAGUACCCCGCCUCUGACGAACGCCAUCUAUCGUUUCUUCGACAUGGAACCGUGCCCUUCUCUUGAUCAGAUACGCAGUAGUGACUGUUGGCAGGUUAUAUGUCUUCUGCUCGAGUCCGGCGCUCGUCUCGAUCUCGUUAACAGCCAGAGGGACUCCCCAUUGAGCCUCGCCGCGGAUCGUAACUUCGAUGCUGAAUUUGAGGGCUACGCGUAUCGCCUGCUCAAGUUCUUACUCGACAGCUCGUCACCUGAAACGCUCUCUAACGAACAUGUGGACGAUGUCAUGGUCCAAUGCUUGCUGAAAAGGGCAGAGGCGGCUCAGGUCUAUGAGGUUUACGAUCUGCUCGGACACUUUGGGGCGUCCUUAGGCAACAUAAGUUUAUCGGCAAAGCAAAACCUGGCGAAAGCUUGCAUCUCCAGGGACGACGUUUGGCUUGCGAGCUUAUGUGUCGAAGAAGAAGCCCUGCAUCAUCCGCUCAAUUUUAUCCUCCUCGAAGCCACAAAGGACAGGCCGUCGGCCGUAACUAAGUAUCUCCUAGAAGACGUGCGAGCCCCAGUCACUGCAGUCGAUUCCGGAACCGGAUCAACUGCGUUGCAUUACGCUUGCCGGAGGAACGACAAAGGCAUUGCCGCCGCUUUGAUCAAGAGAGGAGCAGAUAUCCACGCUGUUGAUCGCUAUCACAACUUCCCUCUUAGCUCGGCCAUACUGCAGCUGUCCAGAUCUAAACAAUCUGCUGACUUCAGAACUGUGCGAUUUAAUCCACCUGCUGACCUCAGAACUGUGCGAUUGUUGCUCGAACUUGGAGCUGAUCCGUUCCGUAUUCAUUCGAGUACUGGCAACUCUGAUAGCGUUGAACGCAACUGUCAUUAUGACCCGGAAGAUUAUGCGAAUCCCUGUCCUUUUGAAGUUGCUAUCAUGGAGGACCAAGCUGAUGCGAUUAAACUAAUUCUUUCCAUGCACCCACUCCCGAUACCGGCACCCGCCUAUGUCAACCAAUGUAACGAGCUGAGGGAGUCUGCAUUGACAGUACUAGGGAAGAUCCUGUCCGGCAACACCGCAGUUGAACCGGCCAGUAAUAACACCUACUCCGACAUCCAGAUAUUUACGCGCCACGGUGUCCGCGAACAUGUCGAGACACUUCCAGAUUGCGGGCGAUGGUGCGGAUGCCGCAAUUCGCGUACUUGA